This is a messenger RNA of Fonsecaea pedrosoi CBS 271.37, 885 nucleotides long. RefSeq lists its product as uncharacterized. Lineage: Eukaryota; Fungi; Ascomycota; Eurotiomycetes; Chaetothyriales; Herpotrichiellaceae. The transcript has 2 exons. The record is from RefSeq and is a predicted model, not a curated record. The coding region runs from base 1 to 885 and encodes 294 amino acids.
AUGGAGAUCUUCGGUAUGCUAGGUGAGAGGCUGGGGACGAUUGGCAAGGUCGAGAAGAAGGUGGAAGAGGCGGUGCUUCCUCGAUGGAAGAAGGAUUUCUUGCAGAAACCUUCCGUCUCGGUGCGGAAAGGGAUUGCGUGGGGCUACACUCCCCCCUACGAAGACACCGACACGCUCGUCCUGACAUCGACCCAAUCGUCCUUCAUCGACAUCAGAUUCCCUGUCAAGCGACAGUUGUCCAAGCCAAUAACGUCGGACCCAUCCUUCUGGGCCUUCUCCGGAACGUCCCACACGACAUUUUCUCCGUUCGAGGGCGAAACUGUCUCAAUGCCAUACUCGGCGCACAAUGUGUGGAAGCAUGACAUCGACUCAAAGGGGCCGGGUAUCGUCGAUGAGGGGGAUUUAUUUCUCCUCCCCAACGGCGACUGUAUGGAAGUGGGGAUGAUGCAGAACCCUCGCACGGGCAACGACGAGAUGUACAAGGAAUACUGGACGGGGCCGCCCACGGGUGUGAGUUCAGCAGGGGCUGGGCCUGAAAGCUGCGUUGUUGCGAAGACGCACGUCUCAUCCGAUGGUCGAAAGGGUCAAGACGCGGCCGGGAUCAUCAUUAGGGUAGGCAAUUACUGUCAAAGCAUCAUGCGCCAGGGCACAGGUGAGCAAGGUCAGUCUGAAGAAGGAAAUACCGUUCUGGUGGAGAGAUGGACGCGAAGUGGCGCUGAGACCGCGUCAAGCUGGGUCCAGGACUGGCGCAGCAACACGCCCUGCGACAGUGGAAUCUUCAUGCCAUGCAUGUGGGUGUGCGACGGGAGCAGGAAACUCGGAGAUGAGAUUGUCGUCAAGGGUAUCGCCUGGAGAAUUGUGGAGUUGGAUACGACGGGAACCUAA